Molecule: messenger RNA, 1308 nt
Organism: Humulus lupulus (European hop)
Lineage: Eukaryota; Viridiplantae; Streptophyta; Magnoliopsida; Rosales; Cannabaceae
Product: 1-aminocyclopropane-1-carboxylate synthase 3-like
Exons: 5
Coding region: 4-1308 (434 amino acids)
Biological process (GO): amino acid metabolic process; biosynthetic process
Molecular function (GO): pyridoxal phosphate binding; transaminase activity
Source: RefSeq, a predicted model, not a curated record
AAAAUGUUGUCUAAGAUGAUUAGCAGUGAUUCAUCACAUGGCCAAGAUUCAUCUUACUUCUUGGGAUGGAUGGAGUACGAAAAGAAUCCUUAUGAUGAAAUUCACAACCCCAACGGAAUUAUUCAGAUGGGUCUUGCUGAGAAUCAGCUCUCUUUUGAUCUUCUUGAACAAUGGCUUGCUGAUAAUCCAGACUCCAUUGGAUUGAAGAGUAAUGGCCAAUCUCUUUUCAAAGAGCUUGCUCUUUUCCAGGACUAUCAUGGCUUCCCUGCUUUCAAAAAUGAAAUGGUGGAAUUCAUGGGUAAACUAAGAGGGAACAGAGUGAAAUUUGAUGCUGAUAAGCUUGUUCUGACUGCUGGUGCAACUUCUGCCAAUGAAACUCUCAUGUUCUGCCUUGCUGACCCUGGCGAUGCUUUUCUUCUUCCUGUUCCUUACUAUCCUGGGUUCGAAAGAGAUUUAAAAUGGAGAACAGGAAUUGAAAUAGUUCCAAUACAGUGUUCAAGCUCAAACGAUUUCAGAAUCACCUCAUCAGCACUAGAAGAAGCCUACAACGAAGCCCAAAUACGUGACCUAAAAGUCAAAGGCGUACUAAUAACAAACCCUUCGAACCCUUUAGGCACAACCAUGACUCGAGAGGAGCUUGACUUACUCAUAGAUUUCGUCGUUGCUAAAGAGGUCCACAUUGUAAGCGACGAAAUAUAUUGUGGCACUGUUUUCGAUGACACGACCUUCAUCAGCAUCGCCGAAGUCGUCAACGAUCGAACCCUAGAAGUGUCCGAGUCAGUACGAAGUAGAGUCCACAUAGUUUACAGUCUCUCCAAAGAUCUAGGAGUCCCAGGAUUUCGAGUUGGCAUGAUCUACUCUGGAGAUGAGAAUGUUGUUUUGGCAGCGACCAAAAUGUCGAGCUUCGGACUCAUCUCGUCUCAAACUCAGUACACACUUUCUCGUAUGUUGUCAGACAAGAUAUUCAUGAAGAAAUACAUGAAAAAGAACAGAAAAAGGCUCAGAAAGAGGAAAGAUAUUCUUGUUUCAGGGCUUAAGAGUGUUGGAAUCAAGUGUUUGAAAAGUAACGCUUGUUUGUUUUGUUGGGUCGAUAUGAGAAGUCUUUUGAGGUCUAACACGUUUGAAGCUGAGAAAGAGCUUUGGAAGAGAGUUGUUUAUGAAGUUGGGUUGAAUAUCUCGCCUGGUUCAUCCUGUCAUUGCUCUGAACCGGGUUGGUUUAGGAUGUGUUUUGCUAAUAUGUCUGAAGAAACCCUCCAUGUGGCAGUCAAGCGUCUUAUGACAUUUGUAAAAAAAAUGAAACAAGAAUAA